This is a messenger RNA of Gymnodraco acuticeps, 2712 nucleotides long. It is a transcript of the gene fbxl6, whose product is annotated as F-box and leucine-rich repeat protein 6. The record is from RefSeq and is a predicted model, not a curated record. Gene Ontology annotation, molecular function: protein binding. The transcript is spliced from 10 exons. Lineage: Eukaryota; Metazoa; Chordata; Actinopteri; Perciformes; Bathydraconidae. Gene Ontology annotation, cellular component: SCF ubiquitin ligase complex. The coding region runs from base 696 to 2402 and encodes 568 amino acids. Gene Ontology annotation, biological process: SCF-dependent proteasomal ubiquitin-dependent protein catabolic process.
AGUGAGAAGGGCCCAGGGAGUCCCUCGUCUUGACCAGUACACCUGGAGAGCCUUAUUAGCUGGGAGCACAUACAUUUUGCUUUUGCAAAAAAUACUAUAAAAAGGACAACACUAGAUAAUUUCCGUGAUUAAUUGUAAAAAUAAACUUUAACUAAAAAAACAUUAACACUCAACUUGCAAAUGAGGGCUAAUGCAACAAUAGCUCUGCAUGCUAAUGUUAGCAUUGUUGUGAGCAACUUGCUAGCGUUAGCACCAACUUUAUGUACAGGAAAUGUAGCAUAAUAUACUGCAAUAAAUCUUGAAUGAUACCAGAGAAUAAGACCUCUUUGCGUACUAUAGCAUUUACAAGUAAUUUUAAAUUGACAAGUAUCAGUAAAAGUCGUUUAAAGUAUUAGUUCUUCUUACCUCAAAACAACACCACCGUGCUUUUCUGAACCUCAGUACACAGCAUUAGGGAGUCAAAACAUGGACAGCAGGCUGGCCAAUGAUUGGAUAGCUUUACAAAGGCGGGCUAUACUUGAGGUCUCCACCAAUCACAGGAGCGAUGUGAAAUGCAUUGUGGGUAUACUACAGAAGAUGGAAGUAGCCGGUUGCCAGUGGUGUUGGUGAAGCAGCAGCAGAAGCCGAUAUGUUACUUCUCAGCCACUGUGGUUAUUUGACAAAAGCUUCUGAUAAAGACUAAUUAUUAGUACACGAUGGAAGCAGAGGCUCCAACCCACAGUGAAAGAAGUGAAGACACCACACCGAGCACAUCAAGUACAUCAGGUCAAGGAGAAGACGGACCAAAGACCAAGAAGGCAUCUCUGAAGAGGACCACUAGUAAACCUACAAAUGCAAAGGCCAAGAAGCGUAAAAAGGCCAGAGUCUCCCGGCCUGUCCCGCUGGGCUACACCGUGCAUCAAGGGGAGGAUAUGCUUCUGGUCAUAUCCAGUUCCACUUCUCAGUACGACGGCUCGGCUUGGACCCCCCAAAAGAAGGGAAGCAAAAAAAAGAAGCUGACUAAAGGAAAAAGAAAAGCUAGUCAGAUUAAGAAAAAAAAGACAGUCCGUCCCAAACCUAAAGUGGCAAAUAAUCCUGUUGUGAAGGAAAAAGAGGACACUAAUCUGUUUGUACCACAGAAAACAACAGACCACAGAUGGGGUCAGAGUCUCCCUGAGGAGGUGCUAGUCAGUAUUUUUCAGAUGGUGGUGGUCCAGGAUGGCGCUGUACCAUUUCUAUGCAGGGUGGGACGAGUUUGUCGUUUGUGGAACGCUGCUGCCUCCAGUCCGGUCCUGUGGCGUAAAGUUACUGUGGGUCACUGCUGGAUUGCACCAGGGAAAACCCAGCUACCUAAAACUGAGAUGAAGAUUAAGGAGACUUUUGACUGGAUGGCACAGAACAGAUUCUCUCAGCUACGAAACUUCUCUCUCUGUCACUGGAAAAAGAAUGUCACCUAUGCAGUGGAGGCUGUGUCGCAGUUUUGCCCCCAACUCCGCUCCCUCAAGAUCUCCUACUGUACAGGCCUGGCAGUGACAGCCUUCCACAGCCUCGGUCUGCACAGCCAGUCUCUGCAGGGCAUAGAUCUGCAGUACUCAGAGUUUCAGGUUGAGGGGCUCCUGGAGUAUCUUGAAAAUCAUGGGAGCCAGAUCAAGCAGAUUCUGUUCACUCAUGGAAUAAAGAAUGACAGACUUCUGUCAGCGAUCACCAAGGGGAGCUGUCCUGAUUUGGAGUUGUUGGAAGUCAACACAAAGCUAGACAGUAAAGAUUGUGAACUUCCAAUUUUCAUCCACGCACUACAAAUGGCAUGCCCUAAACUCAAGACCUUCCGGAUGCUGAAUGUGAGGCCCCUGCAUAAGACGAUGCGUAAUAGUGCAGAUUCAACAUUAGGCUUCCCGUUACUGGAGGAGCUGUGUAUCGCUACCACCUCUUAUUCCUACAUGACUGAUAAAGAUUUGUGGGACAUCCUGUUUGGCUCCACCAGGCUGCGGGUGCUGGACCUGCGAGGCUGUUCACGAAUCACACCAUCCGGUCUCUCAUCACUACCCUGUCUUGAACUGGAGUGUCUGUUCUGGGGACAGUAUUUCUGCAGCAAUGUUGGGUUAUCAUCACCGAAGAAGGAGCUUCACAUGGUCACCCAGAAAUGGAGUCGAACACUGCAACAGCUUGACAUUGCAAAUCAGCUCUUCUCCGAGGAGGACCUGGAGAUAGCCAUGAGUCACCUCGCUCAGGCCUCACAGGCAGAUACCCUCCAUUCACUGAACCUGAGUGGGACCAGGAUCACACCACCUGCCCUCAGGCUUGUCGUCGGCCAAACGACGGCUCUUGGCUACCUUAACCUUUCAUCCUGCCGCUAUCUUCCAAGAGGAAUAAAGAGAAUUUACCGUGGCCAAGAAGACAUUCGCCAGCUGCUGGACAAACUGUAGUGGUUUUCACAUUUAUUCGGGUUUCAAAAAUCAGAAUCCGAAAGGCUUAUUUCAAUGUCUUAAAAACACACUUCCUCAUGGAUUGUUUUUUAAGGAAUGUCGUCAAUAACUGUUUGAUAUUAAAUAUAAAACUUUAAAGUUUGUAAUACUGUCCUUCCACUAGAGGGUGCUGCACUUUUAAGCUUAAUUUACAGAAUGACCAAAUGCUUUCUUGCUGCAUUCACAUAUUUGUUACGGAUAUACAUUUAAGUGUUUCCAAUUGAGACAUAUUUCACACUCUUGUUUGAAAUAAAACAUGUUUUUCAUUGUA